AAUGCGAUCAAACGUUUGUCUCACGCAUUGGCGGCCCACAAAAUGGUACCUUCACAGCACCGCUGUUGCACAAUCACCAGAAUCAUUCGCGUCAAUGUCUCUACACUUUCCUAGCAGGACCCGGACAACGAGUUGAAGUAGUUUUUAAAUCAUUUAAUCUAAGAGGAAAUCCACCAGACGGUUCGGCCGUUGGUGAAUUACCAUCAUGUGUUCAUGAGUAUAUGGAUAUAUACUCAGAAGUGCAAUCAUCGGAACCAGCAGAACUGAUAAACUCACCAUUUGGUGGCCGUUAUUGUGGUACAAUACCACCCCGACAACGCAUUUCCAUGUAUCGUGCCAUAGCUAUUUCAUUUUUUACCAAUAAAAAUCUAACAACACCGGAUCUAUUUGAGGGCACCUUUAGAUUUAUAAAUGCAUCGGAAUAUGAGAUUGGUAUACCAAUUGCUGGUUCGCCAUGUUCCUAUACAAUAACACCCAGUUUGAGUAUAAAUAAGACGGGCGUCUUAAUAUCGCCCACCUAUCCGGGUGCCUAUCCCAAGGAUAUGUCCUGUACAUAUCAAUUUUUGGGUGAAUCGAAUCAAAGAGUUCGUUUAGAAUUUCGUGAUUUUGAUCUGUUUUUUGGUCGACCACACUGCCCAUUCGAUUAUGUUAAAGUUUACGAUGGUCCCGACAAUUCAUCAGCAUUAAUUGGUACAUAUUGCGGACAGCAAAGAAAUUUAGUUUUAUAUUCGAGCGAAUCGAGUCUGUUUGUUCAUUUUUUUACAUUAUCGCGCACAGCCAAUACGCAAAAUCGUGGUUUUAAAGGAAUUUAUGAAUUUAGUGAAAGUUUUGUUAAAUUAGAUUUUAUACGAGAAAAUGAUGGCAUUCACAUACGUGGCUCCGAAUGUGAUCAAAAGAUUUUAUCUAAAAAGGAAUCCACAGGUUUUGUCCUAUCGCCAAAUUAUCCUUAUCCCUAUAUACCAAAGACCGUUUGUAGAUAUUUCAUUUAUGGUAUGCAGGAUGCCCAACAUUUAGAACGGGUACGUUUGGAAUUUUUGGCAUUUAACAUACCAAAGGUUGAGCAUAAGGAUAAGAGCGAAUCAAAUUGUACCGAUGGCUAUCUGAAAGUCUAUCUCAAGGGCCAAGAAACUGCCGAUGCCUAUGAUAAAUUCGAUUAUGAAUUAUGUGGCAAUGAAACUCAACGUGUUGUUAGUGAUGGUCCCCGUCUGGCCAUGGUAUUUAGUUCGGGUGAACUGCAAGGGCGUGGUUUCAAGGGUAAAUAUACCUUUGAGACUGAGUACAAAAUACCCGGUACCGCGGCACCCGAUGGCACCUGUAGCUUUACCUAUGUCAGUUCAUCGAAAAAACGUGGCGAAUUGAAUAGCCCCCGCUAUCCAUCGAAUUAUCCCUCGGAUACGAAUUGUUCAUAUCUGUUUCUCGCCGAAGCCAAUGAACAGGUGACAAUUGUAUUCGAUCAUUUUAAAAUAAAGGCCGAUGGUAAUGCAAAUGUAACCGCAGGGGCAUAUGGCUCUGUUAACUGCUUUGAAGAUUGGUUGGAAAUGUAUGUCGUCUAUCGGGAUAAUAAUGAUCGUUUUCUUGGUCGCUAUUGUGGUAUGACAGCGCCCGGCCCCGUCGAGAGCCCAAGGGGUGCGGUGGGUUUGCGUAUUACAUUGCAUACCGAUCAAGAGAAUGUGGCCAGUGGUUUUAAGGCUCGUUAUUUUUUUGAAACUGCCAAAAGUGAGAUAGGCGACUGUGGAGGCAACUUUUCCAGUGAAGAUUCAGGCAUUAUAACAUCCCCCAAUUAUCCGGCGGGUUAUAAGGCGCCCGGUCGCGGUAUGGCCUCAAUGGCAUGCAAUUGGAUAAUGACAGCCCGUCCGGGCUAUAAGCUAUCAAUACAUUUUGAACAUUUCUCAUUGGAGGGUGAUCCGGCAAAUCGUGGUUGCCCUGCAGCUGUUUUGCGUCUUUGGGUUAAUGUUGACUCCGAUCAACCGCCUUUGGAAUUGUGUGGCGAAAAGCCCCCCAUGGAACAAUGGCAUUAUAUUUCUACGGGACAAACGGCUCGUAUUAGUUUUACCACCAGUGAUAAGACUGUUGGUGCACCGGGCUUCCGCAUUGUAUGGACUGAAAUACAAGAUUCUGGACCAGGACCACCAUACAUUGGCCUGCUCUGCGAGUCCACCUACCAUUUUCAGUGUGAAGUGGGCUAUUGCAUAUCCGAUAAAUUGCGUUGUGAUGGUGUCAAGAACUGUGGUCCCAACGAUAAUAGUGACGAAAUGCACUGUGAGUC
This is a messenger RNA of Musca vetustissima, 2266 nucleotides long. Its product is annotated as dorsal-ventral patterning tolloid-like protein 1. The annotation marks the transcript as partial. The record is from RefSeq and is a predicted model, not a curated record. Gene Ontology annotation, cellular component: plasma membrane. Gene Ontology annotation, molecular function: protein binding. Lineage: Eukaryota; Metazoa; Arthropoda; Insecta; Diptera; Muscidae. The transcript has 11 exons.